UUCAUCCCUAAUCGCACGUUCUGGAAAAUGUCAUUUCCAAAAGAACAGAUCAACUUAUUGAAAGAUUUUGUCAAACUAUGCACGCUUAAGCCAGAAGUGCUUCAAAGUCCUGAAUUAAAUUUUUUUCGAGACUGGAUCGCUAGUUUAGGGUCUGGUAUUAAACAUGAACAAUCUGAGCUUCCAAAAACGCAUAUAUUUACAGAUGCUGCUCACGAUUAUAAAUCUGAUAAAGAAUCAUCUAAUCCAUCAGAUAUUGAAUCAGAAGAUAUUGAAAGUGAUAUAGAAUUCGACAAUGAAUUAACUGUCAAACCUGAUGCCAAUGAUAAUGCAGAUCAAGAUAUGGGAAAUAAUGAUAUUGAUGUUACAGAGGAUAUGGAAACAGAAUCAGAUAAUAAAAGACAAGAAGCAAAUAAAGCUAUGGGAGAAGGAGAUUUGGAAGGGGCCUUAAAAUUGUAUGCUGAAGCCAUUCAGAAAAAUCCGAAUUCCGCGGCCCUUUUUGCCAAGAGAGCUCAGAUUUUCAAUAAACUCAACCGUCCACGUUCCGCUAUCAAAGACUGCGAUAAGGCUCUGCAACUUAACCCCGAUUCGUCUCUCGGUUUGCGCGUUCGCGGAAAAGCUAAUUGUAUGCUCGGGCACUGGACUCAAGCUAAGCUCGAUUUGGCUCAAUCCCUCAAAAUUGACUUUGAUCCCGAUACCAAUGAUUUGUUGAAAAAAGUCAUGCCAAACGCGCAUAAAAUAGAAGAAUAUGAAAGGAAAAAGGAUAGGAAGAAAACGGACAAGUUGGAAAAGCAAAUGAAAGACAAACAGCGCAAGGUCAGGGAGGCCCACGAUAAAGCUAAAAAAGAUAAUCCUACCCACCCGGGAAGCUCGAUUCCCGGUUUUCCUGGUGCCCUGGGGGGUGCGACAAGUAAUCCUGGGGCUGCAGGUGCUGAUAUGGGUGACUUCUUCAAGACCCUCAUGGCUGACCCUGAAAUUUUGGAGGCUUUUCAAGAUGCAGAAAUAUCAGCCGCUUUUCAGGAUAUAAGUGCCAACCCCGCCAAUAUGGCCAAGUACCAAUCCAAUCCUAAAAUUUCUGCCUUCCUCCAGAAAAUGGUGUCCAAAAUUGGAAGUGGAUCUGGCGUGGGUUCAGGAUUUCCUAAAUUUUAGUUGAUUUUUUUUAAAUCUAAAUUUUCAGAAAGUAAAUAAAUAUGUUUUUAUCAAUGAAUCAUUCACCAUUUGUUUUUAUUUUUUUGUUUUAUAUUUCUUAAAAUACUGUUAAGAUUUUUCACUUAUGUUUUUUCAUAAAUAUAUUUUUUUGCUAUAAUAAAUUAAAUCAAAUCAUUUUCUAUAAAUAGACCAUGAUAUAUUAAAAUUUUAUAGAUGUUAGUUUAGACUUAUAUUUUGAAUGUAUUUUUUAUUUCCAUAACAGCUUGUCUUAUUUUUCCAUUUAUUUUCAUAAUUUUUUGGAAAAAAGCCUACUAUUAUAUAAUCGAAAAUUUAAAUGUUUUAAUAUUAUUGUGUUACGUAACGUUUUAUUUGUACAUUUUGUAAUAAAAAUUUUUAAGUAACUUUAAAUAUACAUUACCAACCCAGCUCACUUACACAUUCAAUCAUCAAUUUUUUGUUAAGAAAACAAUGUAAUUGCUAGCUUCAUUUGUGAUGAUAAAAUGAUUUAUUUUUCUUUACUAAUGUUCUUUUGAAGUUUACCAUUUUUCCCA
This is a messenger RNA of Gordionus sp. m RMFG-2023, 1697 nucleotides long. RefSeq names its product hsc70-interacting protein-like. Bases 28 to 1146 code for a protein of 372 amino acids. The record is from RefSeq and is a predicted model, not a curated record. Gene Ontology annotation, molecular function: protein dimerization activity; Hsp70 protein binding. The transcript is spliced from 10 exons. Lineage: Eukaryota; Metazoa; Nematomorpha; Gordioida; Chordodea; Parachordodidae.